This is a messenger RNA of Kogia breviceps (pygmy sperm whale), 1843 nucleotides long. It is a transcript of the gene CLP1, whose product is annotated as cleavage factor polyribonucleotide kinase subunit 1. Gene Ontology annotation, molecular function: polynucleotide 5'-hydroxyl-kinase activity. NCBI's taxonomy places the organism in Eukaryota, Metazoa, Chordata, Mammalia, Artiodactyla, Physeteridae. The record is from RefSeq and is a predicted model, not a curated record. Gene Ontology annotation, cellular component: mRNA cleavage factor complex; nucleus. Gene Ontology annotation, biological process: tRNA splicing, via endonucleolytic cleavage and ligation.
CCUUACGUUCUAGUGAGGGUAGACAGACACUAACAAACAUAUAGCGAGACAGAUGGUGAUCAGAGGUAAGAGGAAGUAUGAAGCAAGAUCUGAUAUUUGUGUUCUAGGCACAGCAGCCACACAGAAAAGAUGGGAGAGGAGGCCAAUGAUGACAAGAAGCCAACUACUAAAUUUGAACUAGAGCGAGAAACAGAACUUCGCUUUGAGGUGGAGGCAUCUCAGUCAGUUCAGUUGGAGCUGCUCGCCGGCAUGGCAGAAAUCUUUGGCACAGAGCUUACCCGAAACAAGAAAUUCACCUUUGAUGCUGGUGCCAAGGUGGCUGUUUUCACUUGGCAUGGCUGUUCUCUACAGCUCAGUGGCCGCACCGAGGUGGCUUAUGUCUCCAAGGACACCCCUAUGGUGCUUUAUCUCAACACUCAUACAGCCUUGGAGCAGAUGCGGAGGCAGGCGGAGAAGGAAGAAGAGCGGGGGCCCCGCGUGAUGGUAGUGGGCCCCACUGAUGUGGGCAAGUCCACAGUGUGCCGUCUACUGCUCAACUACGCAGUGCGUUUGGGCCGCCGGCCCACUUACGUGGAGUUGGAUGUGGGCCAGGGCUCUGUGUCUAUCCCUGGUACCAUGGGGGCCCUCUACAUUGAGCGGCCAGCAGAUGUUGAAGAGGGAUUCUCGAUCCAGGCCCCUCUGGUGUAUCAUUUCGGCUCCACCACUCCUGGCACCAAUAUCAAGCUUUAUAAUAAGAUUACAUCUCGUUUAGCAGACGUGUUCAACCAAAGGUGUGAAGUGAACCGAAGGGCCUCUGUGAGUGGCUGUGUCAUUAACACCUGUGGCUGGGUCAAGGGCUCUGGUUACCAGGCACUGGUGCAUGCAGCCUCCGCCUUUGAGGUGGAUGUAGUUGUGGUUCUGGAUCAAGAACGGCUGUACAAUGAACUGAAACGGGACCUGCCUCACUUUGUACGCACUGUGCUGCUCCCUAAAUCCGGGGGUGUGGUUGAGCGCUCCAAGGACUUCCGGCGGGAAUGUAGGGACGAGCGGAUCCGUGAGUAUUUCUAUGGAUUCCGGGGCUGUUUCUACCCCCACGCCUUCAAUGUCAAAUUUUCAGAUGUAAAAAUCUACAAAGUUGGGGCACCCACCAUCCCAGACUCCUGUCUGCCUCUGGGCAUGUCUCAGGAGGACAAUCAGCUCAAGCUAGUGCCUGUCACCCCUGGCCGAGAUAUGGUGCACCACCUGCUGAGUGUCAGCACUGCUGAGGGCACAGAGGAGAACCUCUCCGAGACCAGCGUGGCUGGCUUCAUCGUGGUGACCAGUGUGGACCUAGAGCAUCAGGUGUUCACUGUUCUCUCUCCAGCCCCCCGCCCACUGCCUAAGAACUUCCUUCUCAUCAUGGAUAUCCGCUUCAUGGAUCUUAAGUAGAGACCAGCAGGAAGGCUUGCUGCCUGGGGCCUAGAGAUCUUCUGACCAUCACCUAAGGCAGAUGGGCUGAGGUAUGAGAAUCUCUUGAGGCCAGGCUGACCAGUAAAUGGUGGACUACUCAAAAGCGUAUAUUCUACCUCUUAAAACAGGUGGUGGUAACCUAACUCUUCUGAUCUUGAACCGGAAGGAAAACCAUGAGAAUAUAAGUGGUUUCUUAGGUCACCUGAGUUGCCACUUUGGAUGAUCUGAGUUCCAGAGAAGUCCCGUUUUUUUCACUGUGCUACUAUGUGGACUAAUUUAUUACUUCUUUAUAUUCUGUAUAUAGUACUUGUUAUCUUGUUUGUCCAGGAUGAGAGAGGGAAUUCAAAGGACCCCUUCCAAUAAAGUUCAUACUUGGGGAAAAAAACCCACUAUUUUAAUAAACAUUUUUGUCAUA